Molecule: messenger RNA, 4184 nt
Organism: Porites evermanni
Lineage: Eukaryota; Metazoa; Cnidaria; Anthozoa; Scleractinia; Poritidae
Source: the annotation of a GenBank genome assembly
AUAUUAGCCACGCAAGCAAAUAAAUAUAGCGAGCUGCUCAGGCUAAGGAAUAGGUUCGGUAAGCAGUCAUAGAUAGACAGAGAAAGAGAAGAACAUCAAGAAGAAUGUAGAACCGCCUUGCGAGUAAGUAAAAUAAACCUUGUAAGUUUGGCUGAUUUUGGUGGAGUUCCUCUCCUUCUCGCCGACCCCAUCAAUAAACGACACGAAAAAGCAUCGUUUACCAGUGGAGAAGCCUUCUUUAUCAGUAGCACACAAAUAACCUUUAUCAGAGUUACGUUCACCAGAGUGCUGCUGAAAAAGUCAGUUUAUCAGCCGUUCGCAAAUUCGUUCGUUUUCGUGGGAGUGAUUUAGCCUAAUUUUGAUAGCCUGCGAGCAAAGCUCUCCGGGCGAUCUUCCUUUUCCCCCUUCGCCGCCAGAGCGCCCCGGAGAGCUUGCUCGCAGCUAGGCUAAAUUUAAAUGUGUAUAGAUAGUUUUUCAGCAGUUUUUAUGGGUGGGAACCAGCGUAAGAAUCGCAAAAAUCAUUAACUGUCACAUACCGUAUUUAUUGGAAUAAGCGCCCAAUCUCGAAUUAGCGCCCACCUCGAAUAAGUGCCCAUCCUAGAAAAAGUUAAUAAGCGCCCAGCCUCGAAAAGGCGCCCACCCCCUCCUCCUCCCAAUCAAACUCAAAUAAGCGCUUACCCCCACCCCACCCACUUGAGUGAAUAAAUUCUAAUAAGAGACUUCCCCGAGGACGGAGUUUUCUACAGAGUAUUUUACAGAAACCUUGCUUUGUUACUUCUUCGCGUUUUGUUAUUAGCAUUUAUUGUUUUGUUGCAAAAUAAACAUACUUCACUUGCUGAAAAUGGUGAAAAUUUAAUAAGCGCUCAGCCUCGAAUAAGCGCCCACCUUGAAUAAGUGCCCACUCUCAAGGUCCAAAAAUUUUAAUAAGCGCCCAGGGCGGUUAAUCGAAUAAAUACGGUAGUAUUCUUGAGCAGGUACAGCCCACAUAUUACCAGGAAAAUCUCUUUUUAUAACUGACAUUAUUUACCUUUUCUUAACAGGGUUAAAACGACUCAUCGUGAAGAUUCAGCUUGGCCUGAUGUUUCGCAGACGAUUUUUGUUUUACGUGGCCUUAAUAUGUUGCCUUUUAUAUGGUUGGGUUUAUUUAACUCGAGACCAAUCAAAGAGUUUGCAAGACACGGCUGAUAAAAAUACCUUGUCAAGUACUGACGAUUCUUCAGACCAGUUAGAAAUAAGUGAUUUAAUUCGGCUUCAACCAGUACAAGGUUUUCAGCUUGCACCUCAUAAUGGUUUGGUGGAGUAUUUGCAACCAGCUUUGUGUGAAGUAGUUCCUGCCAGUUUGAUUCUCUACAACCGUAUAUUCAAAACAGGAAGCGAAACCUUGAGCUAUCACUUUAAACUGGCAGCUGGAAUGACGAAUUACAGAUAUAUUAGACGUAAGUCUUAUGCAAACAAAACUAAGGAAUAAGUACUGGAAGAUAGGGUUUUUGCUCUGGGUGUUAACUUCAUGUAAGCCUGAAUGCAACCUCGUCCCCAGGGCGCUUUUCUCUGGCUUUGGAAAGCCAGGGAAAAGCGCCCUGGUGACGAGGUUGGCCUGAAUGGUUAAAUACUCUCAUAAGAUUAACCAACAUAGCAGUUAUAGCUGGAGGGAUUAGAGAAAUUUAGAAUCAGGAUUAGGACAAACAGUAAACGUCAGAUGCCAAUUGACAAUGAUCAUCAGAUAAAAACGGUCCGAAAUAAUUCUUAUGGAUGAAAAUGGUCUGAAUCUACUAAUUUUUUUGUAAGAAUCUGAUAACCAGUGGACAACGACAGGAAAGGGAAAACUUGAUCACGGGGUACAAAUUCCGUCUUUUUUUGAAACGGAAAUUUUUUUCUUCGAUUUGGCCUACCGUCCACACGUGUAAACGGUCUCCAGAAAAGCAUCUUUUUAUAAACACUCUCCAGAGUGAAGACUUUUGAGAACGCUGGCUUCUCGUUUACGUGUGGACGGACGAAGACGAAAACGGAAGGUUUCGAAUACGAUGAUGUCAUACAUUACUAACAUUACGCAUGCUUUGUGAGGGAUGCUAUCAUAUUCCCAUUGGACGGGCAAAACGAUUCAAAUAUACUACCUGUGGACGUCUAUUUUUUUUCAAACGGAGGAAAACAUCUCCCCCUGAUCCGGAUACGUGUGGACGGGGUCUAAAUCUCUCUUAGCAGGCGAACCGUUCGGUACGCGAAAAUUCCUUGCGGCUUCUCCAUCGCCAAGAAAGUCCGGGCGCAUGUGCGCACUGACGUACAGAAAGAUACGCCCCUGGGAAGGCAGAUUCCAUGCAAAGCAUUGGCAUCGCAGAAGCUUACAUUUCGCUACUCCUGCGCGAUCUGCAUUAGCUGCCAAAAGGCAUCCCUGCUUUCGUUCUUAAGCUAAGAGCAGCUUAAGGUCACGAUAAAACGCGCAACAAAAAUGUGCAACCUCUUUCGAAACGUUGCUGCAAAACAGGUCUUGCAACAAAUCAGAUUGUUAAAAUUUGCGUGAAUACUGACUUCUGACUGGAUACACACCAUACACGGGAAUUACGUCACUUGUUUGCCCUGCGCCGGUAACACGCGCACCUUGUAGAGAUAUGCAAAAAGUGCGACUGCGAGCAGUCUGUCUUUUUCUUCAGAUUUAGUGAGAGCAAUGCACGCGCGCGCGCGCCAUCAGUCGCGCGCGUGGCCAUUUGCGUGUCUCGCGUUUUGCUCGACGGACUACAGAAAAAAGGGAGACUGCUCGUAGUCUUGCAAAAAGUAAAACUACCCUUUACUUUCUGCAACACCUUUUUGCAACCUGAAACAACCUGAUUUGUUGAGAGACCGGUUUGAACGUGGGUGGUAUAACGAGCAACAUCGCUUGUCAACUCGGUUUGCAGCAAUGUUUCAAAAUUAACGAGUUGUACGAGUUGUUUUUGUUGCCCGUUUUAUCGUACCUUAAGCUAUUCACGGCCUUGCGCCUUAAUAUCGAAGUGAUAAUGUGUUAAGUCGUUUUCAUAUCACCUCAGGUAGAACUUGGGAGGGAUAACGAGUUGUACGAGUUGUUUUUGUUGCCCGUUUUAUCGUACCUUAAGCUAUUCACGGCCUUGCGCCUUAAUAUCGAAGUGAUAAUGUGUUAAGUCGUUUUCAUAUCACCUCAGGUAGAACUUGGGAGGGGCUCAGCGCACCUCUCAUUCGGUGAGUUUACGCAACAGGACGGCAGGAAGAAGAGGACGGCAGAACGCUCGUGUGUGACAAACGUGACAAGGUUAUUUCUUACGUGUUUUGUCGUGAUCUUCACUUAACAUCAAUGUUUUCUGGUCUUUUACAAAAAGAUCUGUUUAAACGAAAGUGAAUUUUGGCGAAAAGUUAUUUCAAACAAAAUUAUUGUCACGCUUGUCACACAAGGUUUGCCGUCUUCUUCCCUCUCCCGUGCUGUUGCGUAAGUUCACUAUUUUCUUAAAGAAACGCCUUUGGAAGGUUGAAGGUUAUGUUGACGAAUUUUUACUGCUUGUAUUUUCGUAGAUACUACUGAGGAUUUUUAUGACAAGGGAAUAACAGAGCCAUAUCCAGAGGUUAUUGAAGAGCUAGCGACUAGCAGUCGCCAGCAAAUGUUCUUCAAUUCUCAUUUUUACUUUAGAAAAUAUUUAAAAAUUUCACGAGUACACACUUACAUCAACCAAGUCCGUGAACCAGUGGCUAGGUUCAUAUCUCAUUACGCUUAUAUGCACAAUAAGCGACAUCGACCGCCAGGGCGAGUACAAGAAAUGAUCGACAGUGGGGAAUGGAACGACACCAUCGAACACUGCUUUCACAAGGAAGGUCAGGGAUGUAAACAUAAUGUAAUGACGCGGUUUUUUUGCGGCCCUGAACUCUUCUGCAAAAACAAUCUAACCAAAGCCCUUGAAAAUGCUAAACUUAACAUUGUUAAGCAUUAUGCUAUAGUAGGAUUGCUAGAACAUUUUCAUCUUAGUUUGAAGAUUAUACAAAAGCGUUUUCCCUGUUUUCUGCCGGUGAUUCCUACAGAUCCGAGUUUUAAACUUAACCAAGCAACAAUGAACACAAAGACCUCUGUGAGCGAAGACAUGAUUGAGAAGAUAAAGCGAUCAAACUGGGCCGAUAUUAAAUUGUACGAGUUUGUCAAACAGGUAUUUUGGAACCAAGUGAAAGCGUGCAAAAUACCUGAAGUCCACUAG